This is a messenger RNA of Aspergillus wentii DTO 134E9, 402 nucleotides long. RefSeq lists its product as uncharacterized. Lineage: Eukaryota; Fungi; Ascomycota; Eurotiomycetes; Eurotiales; Aspergillaceae. The transcript has 2 exons. The record is from RefSeq and is a predicted model, not a curated record. The coding region runs from base 1 to 402 and encodes 133 amino acids.
AUGGCAACCCCCAGCUCUCCCACUACAGGCGAAAGCCCCAACCACCAACCCUCGGCCACGAUGGGUGGUGCAAGUGCCUUUCCUACACCAGCCAACAAUGUAGGCGGCGGCAAAGGCUGGGGUGAUAAGGGAUUUCGCAAGGGUGGCAUGGACGGACCCGGACAUGUACAUAGCCAGAGCGCGCUAGAUUUCUGUGGUAAUUUCCUCGGUCUCGAGCAGCAGAAAAGCUUCGGGGAAAGUAACCAUAGCAAGCGGGCUGAGAGUGCUGGGUAUGGGACUCAGAAGACGAAGAGUGGUUACCCGACUUGUGAAAAUGAGGAUCAUAGCUUUAUGAAUCAUAGACCUGGAUGUCCGGGGACGUUGCCUGGUUGGAGCAAGACGAAGAACUUUUUGGAGAUGUAA